This is a messenger RNA of Rhizopus microsporus ATCC 52813, 885 nucleotides long. RefSeq lists its product as uncharacterized. Gene Ontology annotation, biological process: ribosomal large subunit assembly; translation. Gene Ontology annotation, cellular component: ribosome; cytosolic large ribosomal subunit. Gene Ontology annotation, molecular function: structural constituent of ribosome; 5S rRNA binding. The coding region runs from base 1 to 885 and encodes 294 amino acids. Lineage: Eukaryota; Fungi; Mucoromycota; Mucoromycetes; Mucorales; Rhizopodaceae. The transcript is spliced from 3 exons. The record is from RefSeq and is a predicted model, not a curated record.
AUGCCUUUCGUCAAGCAGCAAAAAAACAAGGCCUACUUCAAGCGUUUCCAAGUCAAGUACCGCAGAAGAAGAGAGGGUAAGACUGAUUACUAUGCUCGUAAGAGACUUGUUGUCCAAGCCAAGAACAAGUACAACUCUCCCAAGUACAGAAUGGUCGUCCGUUUCACCAACAAGGACAUCAUUUGUCAAAUCGUCUAUGCUAAGCUCCAAGGCGAUUUCGUUCUUGCCGCUGCCUAUGCCCACGAACUUCCCCGUUAUGGCAUCAAGGGUGGUUUGACUAACUGGGCUGCUGCUUAUGCUACCGGUCUUUUGCUUGCCCGUCGUGUGCUCACCAAGCUCGGCCUUGCUGACAAGUACGAAGGUUUCGCCGAACCCGAUGGUACUGUCCAAAUGGUCGAAGCUGCCGAAGAUGCUCCUCGUCCCUUCAAGGCUUUCCUUGAUGUCGGUCUUGCUCGUACCUCCACUGGUGCCCGUGUUUUUGGUGCCAUGAAGGGUGCCUCCGAUGGUGGUAUCUACAUUCCUCACAGUGGUAACCGUUUCCCUGGUUUCGAUAUUGAAACCAAGACCAACGAUGAUGAACUCCUCCGUAACUACAUCUACGGUGUUCACGUCGCUGAAUACAUGGAAUACCUUGAAGAAGAAGAUGAAGAACGUUACAAGAAGCAAUUCUCCACUUUCAUCAAGGAAGGCAUCACCUCUGACAUGGUCGAAGACAUGUACUCUGCUGCUCACGAAGCUAUCCGUGAAAACCCUCUUCCCGAAAAGAAGGAAGCCAAGAAGCCUGUUAAGACCGGUCCUCAAUUCAACAAGCGUGUUCGUCUCACUAGAAAGGAACGUCUUGCCAAGGUCAAGGCUGCCAAGGCUGCUUUCGCUGCUGAACAAUAA